This is a messenger RNA of Odocoileus virginianus texanus, 1576 nucleotides long. It is a transcript of the gene ETV2, whose product is annotated as ETS variant transcription factor 2. Gene Ontology annotation, molecular function: DNA-binding transcription factor activity, RNA polymerase II-specific; sequence-specific DNA binding. The record is from RefSeq and is a predicted model, not a curated record. Gene Ontology annotation, biological process: regulation of transcription by RNA polymerase II; cell differentiation. Gene Ontology annotation, cellular component: nucleus. NCBI's taxonomy places the organism in Eukaryota, Metazoa, Chordata, Mammalia, Artiodactyla, Cervidae.
GUUUCCCAAGCUCCCGUUCAAGUCCAGGCCAGCCAUGCAGCGGGACAACCAAAGCUGCCUCCCAAAGCUACCCCGGAGGCGGCGGUCAUCCCCAGGGCCAGAGGGGAGUGGGGCGGGGGUGACACGGCUUGGCCACGCCUCAGCCCCUGCAACUCGACCCCUACUGCGACCCCCAGCUCUGACGUCUUGGAAAAUCCGCUCCCCCUGCUCAGGCCCCCAGGGGAGGGGUGCAUAGUAUGAAAUGGGGCUGAGACCCCCGGCUGGGGGCAGAAGGACCUGCCAGAGGUGAGCCAUGAACUGGGGGCUGGAAGACCGGGCAUCUGGGGGUCUGGUUUCCUGGGUCUGGGGGUCUGGGGGCCCUCACUCCUGGAUCUGAGAGGAAAGGACACUGGAGGCCAAAUUUCAGGGCCUUGGGGAAGAAGGGAGCAGAGGCCUGGACUCCUCCUUGUGAGGGAAGCAAGAGAUGGGGCUCAGACUCCAGGUUCCCUAAGUGUCACGGGCUCACCCUGUGCCCUCCCCCCCUUUUUUUUCAACCCAGUACAUUCACAACGGACAUCCAUGGACUUGUGGAACUGGGAUGAAGUAUCACCACAGGAAGUGCCUCUGGGGCACAGGACUUCAGGGCUGGAAGGAUCUGAACUCAACUUCUAUAUCCCUGAACUGGCACUCCAAGGGGACACGCCGACAGAGGACACAUGCUGGAAAGCUACAUCCUUAUUUCUUGCAGGGCUCCCACGGACAGACUGGAGCUCUACUCCGUACCCAGAAGCUCAAUGGGGGGCGGAGCCCGCCCCUCAAGCUCUUCCGUGGCCGGGAGACUGGACAGACCUGCCGUGCUCCGGCACCAUCCCUUGCAGCGGUGUUUCCCAGGCCCUGGGUCCCGCCCCUUGGAACGGCCCCGAAGGGGCUGCUGGCCAGAAUUACGCCACCUCCGCGGGAAGUGCCAACUCGUGGCCGCGCACCCAGGUCGCCUCCAGCUCCACCAGCUGGGACUAUUCUAUCGGCCCCGACAGCGCCACCUGCUGGGGCAUGAGCCUCGGCGGGGAGCCCUGCGCCGACCCAACCCUUCCUAGGGCCGGGCCUCCGGCCUCGGACUGUACCACCUCCUGGGACUCAGGGCUGCAUACGGAUUGCACCACCUCUUCCAAGGAGUACCAGAGCUCAGAUCUCACCACUUGCUCUGAACCCACCCAGCAGUCGGACCGCGCAACCUUGGCUCGUUACCCCAAAACUAACCACAGAGGUCCCAUUCAGCUGUGGCAGUUCCUCCUGGAGCUGCUCCACGACGGAGCGCGUAGAAGCUGCAUCCGCUGGACCGGCAAUAGCCGAGAGUUCCAACUGUGCGACCCCAAAGAGGUGGCGCGGCUGUGGGGCGAGCGCAAGAGGAAGCCAGGCAUGAAUUACGAGAAGCUGAGCCGAGGUCUGCGCUACUACUACCGCCGCGACAUCGUGCGCAAGAGCGGGGGGCGCAAGUACACUUACCGCUUCGGGGGCCGCGUGCCUGGUCUAGUCUAUCCCGACCUUGUGGGAGGCGGGCUAGAAGCAACGACCCAAUAAAAAUACCCAAUCAAGUCUC